Molecule: messenger RNA, 1449 nt
Organism: Thyridium curvatum
Lineage: Eukaryota; Fungi; Ascomycota; Sordariomycetes; Thyridiales; Thyridiaceae
Exons: 13
Coding region: 1-1449 (482 amino acids)
Cellular component (GO): mitochondrion
Molecular function (GO): homocitrate synthase activity
Source: RefSeq, a predicted model, not a curated record
AUGUGCCCAACUCCCGACGCCGCCCCGGCCUCGAACGGCCAUGCUAACGGUGCUAACGGCACCAAUGGCUCCGAUGCCUCCCACCCUGGCUUCACUGCCAUUCCCACCAAGCCGCAACACUCCAGCCCCUACAGACCCGUCGGCGACUUCUUGAGCAAUGUCUCAAGAUUUAAGAUCAUCGAGUCUACCCUCCGCGAGGGCGAGCAGUUCGCCAACGCCUUCUUCGACACCGAGACCAAGAUCAAGAUUGCCAGGGCCCUCGAUGACUUUGGCGUCGACUACAUCGAACUUACCUCGCCCGCCGCCUCCGAGCAGUCCAGAAAGGACUGCGAGGCGAUCUGCAAGCUUGGCCUCAAGGCCAAGAUUCUCACCCACGUCCGGUGCCACAUGGACGAUGCUCGACUGGCCGUCGAGACGGGUGUCGACGGCCUCGACGUCGUCAUUGGCACUUCGUCCUACCUUCGCGAGCACUCGCACGGCAAGGAUAUGACUUAUAUCAUCAACACUGCCAUUGAGGUCAUUGAGUUUGUCAAGUCCAAGGGCCUUGAGAUCCGCUUCUCCAGCGAGGAUUCUUUCCGCUCCGACCUCGUCGACCUCCUCUCCGUUUACAGCGCUGUUGACAAGGUAGGCGUCACGCGCGUGGGUAUUGCGGACACCGUCGGCUGUGCCAGCCCCAGACAGGUCUACGACCUCGUAAGGACUCUGCGUGGUGUCGUCCGGUGCGAUAUCGAGACCCAUUUCCACGACGACACUGGCUGCGCCGUGGCCAAUGCUUACUGUGCUCUUGAAGCCGGUGCAACUCAUGUGGACACCUCGGUUCUCGGUAUUGGCGAGCGCAAUGGCAUCACCACCCUGGGUGGCCUGAUGGCGAGGAUGAUUGUCGCCGACCGUGAAUAUGUCACCAGCAAAUACAAGCUUCACAAGCUCAAGGAUCUCGAGAACCUUGUGGCCGAUGCGGUGCAAAUCAACAUCCCCUUCAACAACCCCAUCACUGGAUUCUGCGCUUUCACCCACAAGGCUGGUAUCCAUGCCAAGGCUAUCCUGAACAACCCGUCAACAUAUGAGAUUCUCAAGCCCGAGGACUUUGGUCUUUCACGCUACGUCCACUUCGCUUCAAGAUUGACGGGCUGGAACGCCAUCAAGAGCCGUGUCGAGCAGCUUGGUCUGUCGAUGACCGAUGCCCAGGUCAAGCUUUGCACCCAGAAGAUCAAGGCCAUGGCCGAUGUAAGGCCGCUCGCCAUCGACGAUGCCGAUUCCAUUAUCCGCACCUUCCACUUGAACCUCACCGCGGAUGAGGAGAAGCCUCUGCUUCCCGACUUGACGUCCGAGGAGCACGCCAAGUUCAAGCAGGCGGAGAAGGACCUUGCCGCCGAGCCGGAGAAGAGGGCAUUGGACGAGACCGUUGCGCAGGAGACGAACGGCAGCACUGCUAAGAAGGUUAAGGUAUAG